AUGGUCCAACUCAACACUCUCCUGCUCACCACCCUUGGCCUUGCCCUUCCCGCAGUAGCGCAGAGGGACUUUUGUGCAGCUAUGUCUGGCGAACCUUGGGCUGAGUCAGCAACCGGAUUCAGGUUCCAAUCGACUAGCGCAGGGACUUGGAACUGGUUCUCCCGCGAUCGUGGAACCGAUCUGAAGAUCUACCAAGAUUGCAAUGUUGUACAGAACCGACCCAACAGCCAACGAGCUCUUCGAACAGUGUGCAUCGCUACGUCCAACAACUACCGGUGCUGGGAAGCUCCUGGUCAGAACGAUCCUACUGGAAGUUGCUUCAUCCCUGAUUGUUCCAACAUCCGCAAUGUCUGGGGCUGGUAUGAUUAG
Molecule: messenger RNA, 369 nt
Organism: Alternaria alternata
Lineage: Eukaryota; Fungi; Ascomycota; Dothideomycetes; Pleosporales; Pleosporaceae
Exons: 1
Coding region: 1-369 (122 amino acids)
Source: RefSeq, a predicted model, not a curated record